Messenger RNA from Bactrocera latifrons, 5334 nucleotides. RefSeq lists its product as uncharacterized. The record is from RefSeq and is a predicted model, not a curated record. NCBI's taxonomy places the organism in Eukaryota, Metazoa, Arthropoda, Insecta, Diptera, Tephritidae. Bases 1659 to 4214 code for a protein of 851 amino acids. Gene Ontology annotation, molecular function: G protein-coupled receptor activity; dopamine neurotransmitter receptor activity, coupled via Gi/Go. Gene Ontology annotation, cellular component: membrane. Gene Ontology annotation, biological process: adenylate cyclase-activating adrenergic receptor signaling pathway. The transcript has a single exon.
GAGUGCAGUUCGUUGAAAUUGCCAAGUGAAGAAAUUCGAAAACGGUCAAACGCGAAACAUACGAUUCGCAAAAGCAGCAAAAAAAAAAAAACAAGUACAAGAAAUUUUUAUUAUUUGUGCAACUGAAUGCUGAGUAAAUGUGUAUAAAGUGUAAACGCUUAGCAGCGUUCAGUUGAAUCGUUAAAUUUUUACCAAUAAUCUUCCAAGUGUUACAAUAUAAAGCGCCAACUCAUAAACGCCAGCUGCAAGUUGAGAAAAGUUUGCCAAGCCAAACGCCAACGAACAGCCAACUGGAAUUGUGAAACAAUGAAUUUAUAUUUUGUUCAACAAAAAAUUGCGUGAAAUUGUGUUUAAAAAUUCGGCAAUCUUGUGGCGUGUGUAGACAACAUCACAAAAAAAAAAAAAAAAGCAAGAAACAAAUGCAAACGCUCGCACUAACAAUAAGCGCUGGCAAAGCGGCCGAAAGCAAAAUGCGCAAAGCGACCAGUAAACUGGUCAUAAAGUGAACGCGCCUGUGAAUUGUGCAUAAAUUUGAAAACAAGAAAACGACAAAGCGCAAGAAAAACGAUUUUUAGUUAAAUUUGUAUAAAAUCCCCGCAAGCCAACAACAGUCCAAGUGAGGUUGAGUGUGGCGCGCAAAAAGUUGAAAAAUAAACAUAAAAUAUAAUAAUAAAUAUAACAAAAAAUAUACAUCUACAUAUAUGUAUAGUUCUUAUAUGCAAAGUUUAAAAGUUGUAUAAAUUUAAGUCACAGCCCGCAAAGCAGACGCGUACGCGCUAGACAUUGAGGAGUUUCAACACUAACGCGCGGCAGUGACUACCAACUUGAAAUAACAUUUUUAUAAAAAUAACUGCAAAUCAUACAAAAAAGUAUAGCAAGUGAUUACAAGUGCUGGAAAAGUGUGCAAUUAAAGCGCUAAACUCACACGCGCAGUCACUAAGCAGAGUAGUUAGCCAAAGGCCAACUAACCUUUAACCAAUACCAAAAACAAAAAAUAAAAAUAAAAAAAAAACACGCACUGACUAAGCGGAAAACAGCAAAGUAAUGGUGUAGUUGUUGGCGCAUGAAAACUUUCCGCUACAAAAACAAGAAAAAAGAAGAAAAGUGAAGAAAGUGCAACCGCCCGUGCGUCACUAGACAGAUCACGCAGUUCAAAAGGAGUGACCAGGCGUGAAAAAUCGCGAAGCAAAAACGCACCGCGCGAGAGUACAAAAACUAACAGACGAGUGUGAUUAUUUGGAAAAAAUAACAGUUAAACGUUUUUGCCAGUUCCCUGUAAUGUGCGACAGGCCCCUGCGCGCCGUGCAAGCAAACGCUGACUAAGCGCCAGCAACAAAAACAGUUGAAAGUGAAAAUUUGCAAGUGAGGACUAGCGCAGCGCGUAACUUUUUAGAACGUCGCACGCGCGCGCGCACGCUUUGUUUCUAUAAACACUGCAUUGUUGUUGUUCUUGUUAAAACGUGUACAAAUGCCGCGUCAGCUGCCAACACACAACAGAUUUACAACAUUUAAGCAAAAACCACAAAAGCGAAAACAUUACAGAGCGUUAAAAAAUAAAAGUGAACAUUUUCUGUGCAGCUGAGUACCAGUGUCUACAAGAAACCCGUUGAUUUCUUACAGCGCAUGCUAAACGCUCACACCCGCCGCUACAACAAAUAAUGGCCAUAGAUUUUCUAAUAUUCGCGCUAUUGCUGUUCUCGUUCGUCAUCAAUUUGCUGGCUUUGGGCGCGUUCUGGGUGACGCCCGGUCUGCGCACCACAGCCAAUCGUUUUACCAUCAAUUUGCUGGUGAUCAAUUUGAUCGGCUGCCUCAUACUGGCGCCCACACUAUUCCUCAGUCAGGCAACGCGUCGCGUCGCUAGCAAGGAUGCCGCCGCCACUGCUAAUGCGUCCACAUUGUCACUGGCCGCAACGGCGAGCGAUGAUCGCAUCGAGAUACUCGCCAAACCGGGUAAUCGCCAGUUGACCAUCAAGCAUAAUGGCAAAUUGGUGGAGCAGGAGGGCGUUAUUGUGCGGCGUAAUUUGACGAGCGCACACGACGCGCGCACCAUUGAAACAAUUUACAAGUGCAAUUCGACUUAUUGUCAGGAGUUGACAAUCGAUGAAGGCACCGAUACAAUUGUUAUCACCGAAAUCGAAGAGGCGAAUCAUCAUGCUGAGAUGGCGAGUGCAGCGCCUAUAGAUGUCGUGGCAGCGCUGCUGCCGCGUCCACAUAUACGUUGCUGGUCCAUCGAUAUGGCGGCCGCUUUGGGCGCGCUGGGUGUGCUGCUUGUCGUCGGCGAUACUUGGUGUGCCGUCACCGAUCCGCUGCGCUAUCAUACGCGCAUAUCCAGUUUGAAGACGUGGAUAUUUAUUGCGCUCACUUGGGUGGUGGGUUUGAUGUUUGGCGCGCUAUCUGCCUUUCGUGAAAUCGAUUUCACCACCAAAACUGUGCUGCACGAGCAGCAAGGAUUUGCGGAAAUGAGUUUGAGCUCCGCGAAUAGUAUUUUUGGCAUUAGCUUCGCCUGCGUUUAUUUCGUCAUCAUCAUAUUGCUGCCGUUCGGCUUCGUGUGUGGCAUGUAUUGGCGCAUAUUUAGCGAAGCGCGUGAAAAUGGCUUGCGCAUGCGCCAGAAUGGUUCAUCACCGCUGUUGCAAAGCGCGCUCAAUUUGACACAUCAUCAGCAAAGCUCAUCGCUGCAGUAUGCGAAUAUGUGCGCACAUCGCAACUCCGUUUCGUCGGCGUCAUCGAAUGGUGGUGGCAGCGCUUGUGAACGUGGCGGCCUACAAAUGCAGAUUGAUCAUCGUAAAAGUUCGCCUGUGUGUGUGCGUCGCGAUUCCGCCGCCAAAGUGCUGUUGCCCACCAUCUCCGAUGAUGGUUUGUCCGAUGAAGCGGCACAACUCGAAUCCGGCGAUUACAAUGCCGAACCGCUGGUGCCACUCACACAGCAACCCAACUAUGCGGAUCGUAAUCAAAAUAUUCUGCUGACGCUACAAGCUGCGAGCGGUGAAAUCAAGCGCAAUUAUUCGGCACGCCAGCUGCCUUUGCUCGGCACAUCUUCGCAGGAUUUGCUGGACACGAACAGACUAGAAGGUGUACGUCAAGUGCACUCUUCGCCCAAUCUACAUAAGUAUACACAAGAUUCGCUGGAGACCAGCUGUUCGCCACACCUGUUGGGCCAUGCAGAGUUGCAUCCGCACGAAACCGCCACCAACAGCACCACCGCCGGCAUACGCCAACAACAUUUUGUGUCACCGAACGCACACAACCGCCAGCACUCGCACGUGUUGCAAAUACCUUGCCUGCCGCAUAGCUCACCGAAAGCGCUUAGCUACAUGUCAACGCUACGUCAUCGCCUUUCGAACGCCUCAUCGCUCUUUAAGUAUCGCGAGGAGUCGCGCACGGUGCGCAUCAGCAUUUUAGUGAUCAUUAUGUUCCUGGUUUCGUAUUUGCCUUUCGGCUUCCUGGUUUUGCUGCAGAGUCGCCUGCCCAGCGCCAACUUUGAACAUUCCACACAGCUCGCCAUCUUCAUGCUGCUGCUGGGCAAUCUUACGUCACCGUUCAUAUUUGCGUAUCGCAAUAAACGCGUACGCCGCGGCGUUAAACGGCUCUUCGGUUUCGAAGUCAGCACACGUGAGCGUUCGCUGCAGCGUCAGAGCAGUUCCAGCGGACGUGGCAGUGGCUUUCUCAAUCGUCAUUGCGCAGGCACGCGCAACGGCGCCAACAUUCGACGUAACAUCAGCAAAGUAUCCACAUAUUCGUUGAACUCCUGUAAAUUUCUAACACCACAGAAUUCGCUCAGCAGCGCCGUUGUGCCGCCAGUAGCAACGGCCGCCAACCGUCACAGCAGUCCCGCGCGCAUACAUGGCCUGCGCCCGAACAGCAGUUGCAGCACUAUCAUCAAUUUCGGCGCGCCACCAGAUAAAGAGCAGGCGCUGCCAACGUCACAGCAGCUGCAGCAACAGCAAACAACAGCAGUAGAGGCUACACCAAAGACUGCAAGCAAGUCAUGUGACACACCUACCGCUCUCAAAGCCACAUACGUAUUGAACAUGAAUGGCAUUUCACCGAAUGGCACCGCGCGCAUUAGUGAAGCGCUGCCAGCGGCGAAUGGCAAAUUCACGCCAAAGCGCAGUCUAUUUAAGAUCUUCUUUCAAGGUUCAAAGAAUCUGGGCUGCGCUGCAGCACAAUCAUGCGCGCAAGGCAAAGAUGCAGAAGUGGAGCCAGCCGACGUAUGAGCUGUGCAGCAGCAACAUAGCCUUGGCAGGAGGCCUAGCGAAAGUCUAAGGUACAGCGUCGCCGACAGCGUAUUAGCACAAUUGCUUGUGUCAAUCAUCAGCUUAGCUAUGUUAUGUACCAAGCCGAUAUUGAGAGGCGCAUACAGCGGUCUACGCAACGCAGACACGAAUGUGCAGUCCAUAAACGGCCGGCAGCUGACAAAGCAGUAAAUCGAGUGCUACAGCAGUCCGCAAAUGGACACCGACAUAGUCGUCAACACAAUAGCAGCAGCAGCAACAACAAAUGACAGCAUAGCGGUAAGCGCAUUGCAGUCAAACCAGCAGCAACCAGUCAGUAUUAAGUAUAUACUUUAAACACAUAUAUAUACAUAUGUUUUUUAUGUGCUAAUAGAUUCUAAAUAUGCUAGCGUUUGUUUGAAAAAAUUCUAUCAUGAAACCACGAGCUUUGUUAGUGGGCGUUUUAAGCUGCCGCGCGCGCCAGCAGUUGAAUUUAUAGCAAGUUUGCAUACAUAGUUAGUUGUGUAUGUGUCCAAAAUUUAUAUUAUAGCAGUUUUUUUCCGAAAUUAAAAACUUAAGAAGGCCAAAAUAUGGGCUUGAGCGCGAAAAGUGUGUUACAAAUGUUAAAUUUUACCAAUAAGAAAGUGAGCUUAAGCAGAUUACACAAUUUGAAAUUGUAAUUGAAAUAAUAAAAUCAUGCAAGGUAUAGAGUAUUAGAAAUUUGUAGCUAACUUUUGCCCAAAUUGUAACCGAAUUGUAUACAAAUUGUGACUAAUUCAUAAACAAAAUAUAUCUAAAUCUUAUCAAAAUUGUAUAUACUUGUAGUACUUUGUAUCAAAUUGCAUUUGUUUGAGCUGAAAUUGUAACUACUUUGUAUCUAAAUCUGUUAAUUGGCACAGAAAUUGGAUAUGUUUCGUACCGAAUUUUGUGAAUUAGUACUGAAAAUGUUGUUAUUUGUAGCCAAGUUAUUUUGAUUUUCAAUAAAUGUUUUUCCUCACCUAAAAUAUACCGAAAUUGUAUCCAAUUUCUAUUCAUUUCGUAUACAAUUUAUACCCAAUUUGUACCGAAAAUGUUGUUAUUUGUAUCCAGCUUGUUUUAAUUUUCAACAAAUGUUUUUCCUUAC